This is a messenger RNA of Erinaceus europaeus (western European hedgehog), 3709 nucleotides long. It is a transcript of the gene TOMM70, whose product is annotated as translocase of outer mitochondrial membrane 70. The transcript has 12 exons. The coding region runs from base 242 to 2011 and encodes 589 amino acids. Gene Ontology annotation, molecular function: protein binding. Lineage: Eukaryota; Metazoa; Chordata; Mammalia; Eulipotyphla; Erinaceidae. The record is from RefSeq and is a predicted model, not a curated record.
CCCCUUGACCCGGAAGCGGUCCUCGGCCAGCCCCGUCCCGGCAUGCCCCGGGCUUCCGGUGACCUCCGGCCCUCUCCCGCCGUCCGCCGUCCGCCGUCGCCGUCGCCGAGCGCGCUCGCUCCGGCUCCGGCUCCGGCUCCUCCCGGCUCCGUCCGUCCGUCCAUCCGCCCGCCCGCGCGUCCGUCCGCCCGUCCGUCCGCCCUCCGCUCGCCCCGAGCCUGUGGCGCCGCGGCCGUCCGGCAUGGCCGCCUCUAAGCCGGUGGAGGCGGCGGGCCCGGGCGGCGGGGGGCUGGCGCGGUGGCAGGUGGCGCUGGCCGUGGGGGCGCCGCUGCUGCUGGGCGCGGGCGCCGUGUUCCUGUGGAGCCGCCAGCGGGGGCGCCGGGGCGCGGGCGGGCGCGGGGACGCGGGCGGCCCGAAGCGCAACAGCGAGCGGAAGACCCCGGAGGGCAGGGCCAGCCCGGCGCCGGGCGGCGGCCACCAGGAAGGGCCCGGCGGGCGGCGGGACAUGAACUCUCUUGAUAGAGCCCAAGCAGCCAAGAACAAAGGCAAUAAAUACUUUAAAGCAGGAAAAUAUGAACAGGCUAUUCAGUGCUACACUGAGGCUAUCAGUCUGUGCCCUGCGGAGAAGAACGGUGACCUGGCCACGUUUUACCAGAACAGAGCUGCUGCCUUUGAACAGUUGCAAAAAUGGAAAGAGGUGGUACAGGAUUGUACGAAGGCUGUUGAACUUAAUCCCAAGUAUGUGAAAGCUCUCUUCAGACGUGCAAAAGCCUAUGAGAAGCUAGACAAUAAGAAGGAAUGUUUAGAAGAUGUCACUGCUGUGUGCAUAUUGGAAGGCUUCCAGAAUCAACAGAGCAUGCUGUUAGCUGAUAAAGUCCUUAAGCUUCUUGGAAAAGAGAAAGCCAAAGAAAAAUACAAGAAUCGUGAACCUCUGAUGCCAUCUCCCCAGUUUAUCAAAUCUUACUUCAGUUCUUUCACGGAUGAUAUCAUUUCCCAGCCCAUGCUUGAGGGAGAGAAGUCUGAUGAAGAUAAAGAUAAGGAGGGGGAGGCGCUAGAAGUCAGAGAACAUUCUGGCUAUUUAAAGGCCAAGCAGUAUAUGGAAGAAGAAAACUAUGAUAAAAUCAUAAGUGAAUGCUCAAAAGAAAUAGACACUCAAGGCAAAUACCUGGCAGAAGCAUUAUUACUGCGAGCCACCUUCUACCUGCUGAUUGGCAGUGCCAAUGCAGCCAAGCCAGACUUGGACAAGGUCAUCAGUCUGAAAGAAGCCAACGUGAAGCUGCGAGCAAACGCACUCAUCAAGAGAGGCAGUAUGUACAUGCAGCAGCAGCAGCCCCUGCUGUCCACGCAGGACUUCAACACGGCUGCCGACAUCGACCCCCAGAACGCAGACGUCUACCACCACCGCGGACAGCUGAAAAUACUGCUCGAUCAAGUUGAAGAAGCAGUGGCAGAUUUUGAUGAAUGUAUCAGAUUACGACCUGAGUCUGCUCUUGCACAAGCUCAGAAAUGUUUCGCCUUGUACCGCCAGGCAUAUACAGGGAACAAUUCUUCACAAAUUCAAGCAGCUAUGAAAGGCUUUGAAGAGGUUAUAAAGAAGUUCCCAAAGUGUGCUGAGGGUUAUGCACUUUAUGCCCAGGCGUUAACAGACCAGCAGCAGUUCGGCAAAGCUGAUGAGAUGUACGAUAGAUGCAUCGACUUAGAGCCAGACAACGCCACGACGUAUGUUCAUAAAGGCUUGCUUCAGCUUCAGUGGAAGCAAGACCUCGAUAAAGGCUUGGAGCUCAUCAGCAAGGCGAUUGAAAUCGACAACAAGUGCGACUUUGCAUACGAAACCAUGGGGACGAUCGAAGUGCAGAGAGGAAAUAUGGAGAAAGCCAUUGACAUGUUCAACAAAGCCAUUAACCUGGCCAAGUCAGAAAUGGAGAUGGCCCAUCUCUACUCGCUCUGUGACGCCGCCCAUGCCCAGACAGAAGUCGCAAAGAAGUACGGGUUGAAACCACCAACAUUAUAAAGGACGGGGGAGGAAAAUGGCCCUCUUUUUAGAAGAAGUUUACCCUCUUCGACUGAACCCUAAAGGCACUCAAACCGUGUUGAAUGGUGGACCUCCGUGUUCUGUUGAUGCUGUUGUCCUUCGUCAUGUCCGUUUUCGUGUUUAGGUGUUGUGGGAGUGGCUGUUGACGCGCGAGUUUGCAGUUUCACGGCUUUUAAUUCCUGUGUAAAAAAGCUUCGAACCUGCUAAAGGGAUAUUUAAGCAGAAGUUACAAAGAGUACAAAUGAUAAUUGGCCAUGCAAAUAAAAACCUUGAUUUGUUAAUUUGGCUUUUUUUUCCCCCUGAGGGGAGGGAUGCUUACAUUCUAGAUAACUUUGUCUUUGCGUGUAUGAUGUAUUUUACAGCACGUUGGCUUUCUGAUUAAACAGUAGGUGCUGUAAAAUAGGUUUCUGUUAGAUUCAAUUAAUCCUUCCUAAAUUGUUUUCAAGGAAACUAAAGCUCAAAGGGAAUUUUGUUUUGAAGGGAGCAAAACUGAGAUGCUUCAGACCGCCCGCCGUGCACGGUGCCUGUCACUCCGCACAAUUUUAGACUCAGUUAAGCCUCCGACCUGCUUCAGCUCAAGGCAUCAUUCAUCUUCAAGUUUUCAUGCAGUGAAUUCUGCAGAAGCAAAACAUGCCAAUUAAUGCAUGUGCUAGGAGGUGGAGUUUGGCUGGAGAGUGGACCAGGCAAGAGGUACGGCGAAGCGGACGUAUUUGUAAUUUUGGGGCUCUCUUCUUAACGGAUACCACUACCCCCGGUGUCCUCCUCAGAGCUGUGGGGCAGCCGUGGGCACAUUUACAGCAGCUGCGCUUCCACCAGGCAGUAGGGCUGCAGGUUCCGAGAGGCCAGGUACCGGGGCCGGGAGCGGAGUUUCCUAAGGCAGCAGCCGCUGCUCCGUGAGGACACGGGCAGGGCCCCAGCGUCCAGAGCUGGCCUUGGUCCUCCCUGCUGGGUACUGCGACAAGCUAGCUUGUUCUCCUUACCUCCCCUGAGCAGUCACUUCGUAGUUUCUUCCCCAGCUGUCCCUCUUAGAAGCCAUUCUUCUGCCUGUUUAUCGGAUGGGAGAGAAGUUAUGUCUUGGUAUUGGGUGGGAGGGUCUAUUUAAACGAGAAUGUAAUAAAAGAGCACUUGUUACCGUCUUGACUGAAAUAUAUAUUAAGUUUCCACUCGAUGGGAGUAAAGCAGCCUUUUACCCUUCUUAAAAGGGCACUUUACUGAAACCAAAAAGAUUUUGUCUACAAAUGCUCUUUUGAGAAGCUAUUAGGAAUCACUCCCUUCAUAGUCAGUCUGGGAAAUAGCCAGAGAGCCUGUAAGGAGUGAGAGCUGUUAACAUAACUCAAGGUGACUUAGGUAAUGGCAAAAUUUGGGCGCUGUCGUUUUAGUUAGCCAAUGAUGCACCUCCACGACAGCCCCGAACACAGAAGCGGUUCACAUCUCUACAAAAGUCUUUAUUUGCAUGGCUAUGUUUACGCGACAGUGCUGUCUGCUCCUAUCUCGCCCCCUCCCCUCUGCGGGUGGGGCGGAAAAACGCGUACAGGAAACUGAAGCAUGUGCCAUUGACUUGCAUUCCAACCCUCGCCUGUUCCCAAAACAUUGGAAACUGCACUGAAAACUGCGUCUGUAGCUUUUCUUUUGUAAGUGACCUCAUAUGUAAAUUCACCAAAUAAAUAUUACAUUCAA